This is a messenger RNA of Zygosaccharomyces rouxii, 879 nucleotides long. RefSeq lists its product as uncharacterized. Bases 1 to 879 code for a protein of 292 amino acids. The transcript has a single exon. Lineage: Eukaryota; Fungi; Ascomycota; Saccharomycetes; Saccharomycetales; Saccharomycetaceae. Gene Ontology annotation, cellular component: cytoskeleton. Gene Ontology annotation, molecular function: actin filament binding. The record is from RefSeq and is a predicted model, not a curated record.
AUGCUUGCUGCAGAAAGGAGACAAGACAAAAUGACGGCAAAUUCAGAAGUCGUGGUCAGCGAAAAAUCGCAUAAGGUUCACAAUUUAGCAUUCGGUAAUCUGAGUUUCUCUAACGAAAGACCGGUCUUUGAGGACAAAAUGCUGGAGAGGCAGCAUAUCAAAGAGCAUAUGGCAGGUGCUUUUAGGAUUUUCGGUAGGAGAGGUUACAAUGAAGGGCCAGCCGGUCAUAUGUCGGUGAGAGAUCCUGUCGAUAAGCACACGUUUUGGAUUAAUCCUCUCGGAGUACAUUUUAGUGCCAUCAAAGUGUCAGAUUUGGUUCAUGUUGACGCUGACGGACAAAUUUUGUCUGAUGGGAAUCAAUCGCCUAUAAACGCGGCUGGGUUCAGAAUUCACGGUGAGCUCCAUAAGGCGAGGCCUGAUGUAAACGCAGCAUGCCAUGCCCAUACUGUGUAUGGUAAAGCAUGGGCUGCAUUUGGCAAGAAGCUAGAUAUGAUUAACCAGGAUGCCUGCAUUUUCUAUAACUGUCAUGCGGUCUACGAUAAUUUUGGAGGCGUCGUUUUUGAAGGAGAAGAAGGUAAAAGACUUGCCCAGGCCUUGGGAAAUAAUAAAGCUAUGAUCCUUCAAAACCACGGACUCUUGACCGUUGGGGAGACAAUUGAUGAAGCUGGAUACUUGUUUGACUUGUUAGAAAGAACGUGCCAGGUGCAGCUGCAGGUAGAGAUGGUAGCGAAAGCAUGUGGUUUCGACAAAAAGAUAAUUGGGGAAGACGAAGCCGCCUUUACCUAUUACAAUACAUCACAUCCGGCGGAAUUGUAUAGUGCAUUCCAAUCCGAUUAUAACUUGGAAGUUGAUCUUACUGGCAAGCAGUUUUUGCAAUAG